AUGGCUAGUCCAUUCGGUGUCUUGGUUUGUUUACUUAUAGUGCUACCACAAAUCCUUGCUAUUUCUAGCCCCAUCGACGAGAUUGCACCUCUUAAGACAUGUCAGUUCCCUUGUAUGACCGAGGUUAACUUGCACUUGUUCUUGCACCAAUUCGUCGACGGGCCAAACAACCCAAAUCGCAAUGAGGAAACCUUACUCCAAGCAAGUUUUCCUUUUGGGUUUGGGACGACGAUAGUCCAUGACUGGACUCUUACCGAGACAACAAAUUCCAAAGACACGGUUGUUGCACGUGUACAAGGUGUGCAUGUCCAGGCUGGUUUAACCAAGCCUAACAGAUGGUACACGACUCAUAACAUAGAGUUUCAGCAAGGAAGGUUUGCGGGGUCCACCCUUCAAGUGAUGGGUAUAACCGCAGGUUUGGAAAGUGGGAAAUGGUCUAUUGUCGGUGGAACUGGUCAAUUCAUUAUGGCACAGGGUAUAAUAAGUUUCACAAAUCAUCCGGCCUCUACUUUUGAAGAUGGUAUUAAAGAACUCAAUAUUCGUGUACGCUUCACAAGGGAUAUUACACAAGCUGCUUGA
This is a messenger RNA of Triticum aestivum (bread wheat), 579 nucleotides long. Its product is annotated as dirigent protein 5-like. The transcript is spliced from 3 exons. The record is from RefSeq and is a predicted model, not a curated record. The coding region runs from base 1 to 579 and encodes 192 amino acids. Lineage: Eukaryota; Viridiplantae; Streptophyta; Magnoliopsida; Poales; Poaceae.